ACACAUCACAACAUGAUUCAAAGAACAUUAUUGCGCACCUCGCGCGUCGUCCGUCCCUCCUUCCGCCCCCAGGUCGCACUUCGCACUUCCAGUCCCUCAUAUCUGCGCGCCACGCAGCCCGGAGUAGUUUCGCGAUGGUACUCCGAAGCCAGCGAGUCGAAGAAAGAAGACAACGCGAAACCCGCUGAGACAGAGACCAAAACCGAACCCGAAGACCCGGUCAAGAAGGAGCUCGAGGCGAGGAACAAGGAGGUUGUCGAGCUAAAGGACAAGUACCUACGCUCAGUCGCCGACUUCCGCAACCUACAAGAGCGCACCAAGCGAGAAGUCUCUGCCGCAAAGGACUUUGCCCUCUCGCGCUUCUCCCGCGAUCUCAUCGAGUCCAUCGACAAUCUCGACCGCGCGCUCGAGAACACACCGCAAGCCGCGCUCGCCGAGGGCGCGAAUACCGAUCUGGCCAACCUGCACUCCGGUCUGCGCAUGACGGAGACGAUCCUCAUGGGCACGCUGAAGAAGCAUGGGCUGGAGCGGUUCGACCCGAGCCCUGAGGGCGAGAAGUUUGAUCCGAAUGUGCACGAGGCGAUAUUCAUGACACCGCAGGGGGAUAAGGAGGAUGGGACGUGUUUUACCACUCAGCAGAAGGGCUUCAAGUUGAAUGGCAGGGUGAUACGGGCGGCAAAGGUGGGCGUGGUGAAGAACUCAUAGAUGGUCUCGUCGCUUUGCCUUGUUUUGAUAAAAGUGCUGUUCGGCUUGCUAAGAAUGUUUCUCCACGUUUAUACUUGCUGUUGCAGCAUAGCUUGCAGGCUAAUCCUACUUGUACAUAUAUUCCUCCUCCCUCACGACCGAUCUGUACUACAUAGAUGAGAACCUGUAAAAGUAACAUUAUAAUUGGAUAAGGAAAAGGACAAAGGGACUUGCAGUCCUCUAACUUCAGAUGCCCUCCAUGAA
This is a messenger RNA of Pseudovirgaria hyperparasitica, 948 nucleotides long. RefSeq names its product GrpE-domain-containing protein. Gene Ontology annotation, cellular component: PAM complex, Tim23 associated import motor. The record is from RefSeq and is a predicted model, not a curated record. Bases 13 to 705 code for a protein of 230 amino acids. The transcript is spliced from 2 exons. NCBI's taxonomy places the organism in Eukaryota, Fungi, Ascomycota, Dothideomycetes, Acrospermales, Acrospermaceae. Gene Ontology annotation, biological process: protein import into mitochondrial matrix; protein folding. Gene Ontology annotation, molecular function: protein homodimerization activity; protein-folding chaperone binding; adenyl-nucleotide exchange factor activity.